Aureobasidium subglaciale EXF-2481 is the source of this 858-nucleotide messenger RNA. RefSeq lists its product as uncharacterized. Gene Ontology annotation, molecular function: aldehyde-lyase activity. Gene Ontology annotation, cellular component: cytoplasm. The record is from RefSeq and is a predicted model, not a curated record. The transcript has a single exon. NCBI's taxonomy places the organism in Eukaryota, Fungi, Ascomycota, Dothideomycetes, Dothideales, Saccotheciaceae. Bases 1 to 858 code for a protein of 285 amino acids.
AUGCAAGCAGCAAAUCGCCUCCACAAAACUCUUCAUGGCAAUGCUCUCGCCCUCGGAGCCUGGCAAAUGCUCCCCGGCUCAAACCUGUCACGUAUCCUCGCCCGCACAAGCCCCAACUGGAUCUGCGUAGACACCGAACACGGCAAUAUCAGCGACAGUGCUAUGCAUGAAUCCGUCGCCGCCAUUGCUUCCUGUGGUGUCUCCCCCAUCGUUCGCACCGUGGCUAGUGAAGGCUGGAUGAUCAAGCGCGCUCUAGACGCAGGUGCCCAUGGCAUCGUGAUACCGCAGGUAAACACCGUCGAGGAAGCCAAGAAAGUGGUCAGCGCGGCGAAGUUCCCUCCUCAAGGUGUCAGGGGAUUUGGAAGUCCUUUUGCAAUGGAGAGAUUUGUGCCUAAAGGCGGCGAACCGGUUUCUGCGGCCGAAUAUCUGCAACAAGCCAAUGAGGCCUUGAUCACUAUCCUUCAGAUCGAGACGCUACAAGGUUUGGAGAAUGUGGAUGCUAUCGCUGCUGUUCCUGGUGUGGAUGUCUUGUUCAUCGGUCCUUACGAUUUGGGCAACAGUAUUGGUUACCCUAUCUUGGCCGAUGGCAUGCAUGAUGAACUCAAGGCUGCAAUUGAGAAGAUCCACAUUGCGGCCAAGAAAGCUGGCAAGCAUUCUGGUAUCUACUGUACAGAUGGCGAUCAGGCAAGGCACUACGCAGACAGAGGAUUCACUAUGAUCAGCGCCAUGACUGAUUCGCUGGCUUUGAGUCAAGGUGUGGCUACGGCUUUGGGCAGGGCAAGAGGUUCAUGGGGUCAUGCGGCUCUGCAGGGAGUUAAGCAAGGUGCAAGCAAGAUUGUCUCAGCAUCGCCCUACUGA